AUGGCGUGUGCGGUGCGCCUUGCUGUCAAGGAGGCAAACUGCCAGCAUAUCAUGGCUUUCAGUCUGUCGGUUUGUCGCGCUCUCCAAGAGUGGUUUGAGGCGGAUGAUCUCCGCCGCAUCACCUUCGUCUACAUCCCAUCUGCUUUGCAGUGGGAUAUCCAUGGUGAGGCACACAAGUAUGUCACCGAACUUAAAGUCAGGGUUGGACGUCGGAAGACGGACAAUUCUAUAGACGCGCUACGCUCUCGAGCUGCGCACUCAGUCCUGGAUUCGUGGAGCUCCACUUUCCAGGAUCCAACCUACCGAGGCUCUGAAUUCCUAGAGCUUCAACUGGCCACGCGCCCAUUGGAGCGUAUUACUGUCACUUCAAGAUCAACGAGCCUCACGGCUGCACUUGCGGGGCUGCUUUGCAGUCCCGUCAGCAUAUUCUCUUUCGCUGUCGCGAUCGCUACUCCGUGCAUUACCCCCGCUUUCUUGGGGAUAUUGCAUCUUUUAUGA
Messenger RNA from Cyclocybe aegerita, 498 nucleotides. NCBI's taxonomy places the organism in Eukaryota, Fungi, Basidiomycota, Agaricomycetes, Agaricales, Hemipholiotaceae. The record is from the annotation of a GenBank genome assembly.